CUGGUCUCCUACUCCCCGCCCAACGCCACCACCCUGGCCGCCGUCCGCGCGCUCUUCCAGCUCCGCUCGCACCGGGCGCUGCUCGCCUCCAACAACCUCCCGCUCUCCACGCCCACCACCGCCCCGGCCCCGUCCCCGGUCCGCGUCCGCCUGCCCUGCCUCUGCUCCGGCGGGGCCGGCGCCACCUUCCAGCGGCCCACGUACAAGGUCCGCGCGGGCGACACGCUCGACGCCGUGGCCCGCGGCGCCUUCGCGGGGCUCGUCACGUACCGCGACAUCGCCGCCGCCAACAACGUGUCCGACCCCAACCGGGUCGCCGUCGGGCAGGAGCUCUGGGUGCCGCUGCCCUGCAGCUGCGACCCCGUCGGAGGGGAGCCCGUCGUGCACCUCACGUACGUUGCGCCAGCCGGGAGCUCCGUCGCCGGGAUAGCGGAGGAGUACGGGACCACGGAGGAGACGUUACUGGCGCUCAACCGCAUGCCCGACGCCAAGAGCCUCCUCGCCGGCCAGGUCCUCGACGUGCCGCUCCGAGCUUGCUCUUCUGCCAUUAGCAACUCGGCCAUCGACCGCAACCUCCGCGUCCCUAACGCGAGUUACAUCCUGACGGCCAACAAUUGCAUCAUGUGCGGCUGCAGCUCCACCACUUGGCAGCUGGACUGCCAGCCGACGCAAGGGUUGACACCCUCCUGCCCGGCGGCGAAAUGCGGAGACCUGUUCCUCGGGAACACGUCGACGUCCGCCACCUCGACCUGCGAGAGCACGACGUGCUCCUACGCCGGCUACACGAACAGCACCUCGUUCACCAUCCUCGCCAACCUCACCACCAGCUCCGUGUGCAACGCUGCUGGGAUAUCGCCGGCCGCGCAGCCGUCGCACUCCUCGGCGUCCAGAUUGGAGUCGCCGGUGCGGUGGUCGGAGCUGAUCGUCGGGCUUCAUAUCGCUCUGCUGUGCCUCGGGUUUCUGCGCCGUGAUUGAGUAGCAAUUCAGAUUCUUGUCGCUGGACGUGUAGGUCGUAGUUCUUCUGUCUUGUGAGUAAUUUGGGAGGCGCUGCGUGUGCGGCUUCGGUUUGCAGGAUGUGUUGGAAGGCAGACGUGAGGGGAACACUCGUUCUGUGUUAGAAGGUACUCGUAGAUCAGAUCGGGGCAGAUUUGUAGUGCCGAACAGUAUUUCCACCGUUUUUUGGUUUUAGCCUGGUGUUAUCACUCUAUAAAAUGGGGAUAAAUGGGGACCCUCUUUGUUUUAGGAUUUCGCUACAAACCGAACUCCAGGCUUUUAACCAUGACAAAUCAAACGUGUUUUUAGGAUGGCAA
Triticum dicoccoides is the source of this 1310-nucleotide messenger RNA. Its product is annotated as chitin elicitor-binding protein-like. The transcript has 4 exons. Lineage: Eukaryota; Viridiplantae; Streptophyta; Magnoliopsida; Poales; Poaceae. The record is from RefSeq and is a predicted model, not a curated record. The annotation marks the transcript as partial.